Molecule: messenger RNA, 1707 nt
Organism: Laccaria bicolor S238N-H82
Lineage: Eukaryota; Fungi; Basidiomycota; Agaricomycetes; Agaricales; Hydnangiaceae
Exons: 15
Coding region: 1-1707 (568 amino acids)
Molecular function (GO): FAD binding; oxidoreductase activity
Source: RefSeq, a predicted model, not a curated record
AUGGGACGGAUGUCGCCCCGAGCUCUAUCUUACCUCUGGCUCCUUGGAAUUUUGGCAUUUUCUACAGCGCAAUCCCUCAACCAAACCCCUUUGCAGUCACCGCAUGUCUCUCAGUCUGAAUGGGAUGACUUGAACUAUCAGGUUGGGGGAAGGUUGUUCAGAAGCGCACCGUUCGCCAAGCCCUGCUUUACACGACCGUUUCCCUCUCCCUCAUGUGUUCAGGUUCAAGAUGGGUACGUGGACGAAGAAACUCGUGCGAAUACGUCAUCGGCAUACAUCCAGAGCCAGUGGGAGACUUGUCAAGUAACGGGGGAGCAAUGCCUACUCGAUUAUACCAAUCCCAAGAAUGAAGAGCCUACGACUCGCAAAUGCCUUCCUGGCAGUAUCCCAAGAUAUUUCGUAGAUGUGCGAUCACCGAAAGAUAUUGCGGCUGCCUUUCUCUUUUCGAAGAAAACAAGGGUCCCAAUCGUGAUAAAAAAUACUGGGCACGAUUAUAAAGGCCGCAGUAGUGCUCCAGGGUCUCUUGCUCUUUGGACCCACAAUCUUAAGAAGUUGACCUAUAACUCUGAAUUUACCCCAGAAGGAUGUUCACAUUCCAGUCCUGGAGUAACAGCUGGCGCUGGUGUACAAUGGGGGGAGGCAUACCCGUUUGCGGAGAAGAAUAAUAUCACACUUGUCGGGGGCAGCGAUAAGACGGUGGGAGUGGUCGGCGGCUGGCUUCAAGGAGGGGGUCACGGUGCGCUGUCAAACACAAUGGGUCUGGGCGUGGAUCGUGUGCUUCAGUUCAAAAUAGUCACACCAGAUGGACAUCACAGAGUCGUAAAUGAAUGCCAGAACGAAGAUCUCUUCUUCGCUCUCCGUGGCGGUGGCGGGGGGACCUUUGGCGUUGUGACUGAAGCUACAAUCCUGGCAUCUCCUCCGGUUAAACUGCAAUCAUUAAUUCUCACACUGAAAUCCCCUUCUGCGACGAAGCGCAUGUGGUCGAUAUUGGCGGAUAACGCUCUCAAAUGGGCAGAUGAAGGAUGGGGUGGAUUUUCCACGUCCCAGGUCGUCAUUCUUAUCAACCCAAAAUUAAGUAGUCAAGAAGCGAGAGAAUCCUUGGCCCCUUUGAUUGACUUCGGAAAAUCGUUGCCAGCUGACGAGGUUGAGUUGGACAUCAUAGAGUUUCCUACUUGGGGUGCUUUCUUUGAUGUCUUCACAAAAGAUCACGUUGCGGUAGUUGGCGUCAGUUUGGCUCUUAGCUCUCGCCUCAUCAGCAAGGAAAACGUUAAAACCGCUUCACGUAGAGAAGAACUAGUAUCAGCUCUUCUUGCCGCGAAUACCGCCACCCCUGGUCUCAUUAUUCUCAUCUCGGCUCCCUCCUCCUUUCCAUCCUCUGGUAAAACUAGCGUAACGGAGGCGUGGAGAUCGAGUUUGUAUCACGUCACUGUGAUUUCACCCUGGAACUGGAACGCUACAACCGAGGAAAAGAGGCAGAACUAUAAACGUGCAAGCGAUUCGAUCGACAAUUUGAGAAGAAUCACGCCAGAUGCUGCGUAUCUGAAUGAAGCUGACGUUUACGAGCCCAAUCAUGAAGUCGCCUUCUGGGGAGAACACUAUCCGAAGCUGCUGCGCUUGAAAGAAAAGUAUGACCCAAACCAUCUACUUGAUUGCUGGCAUUGCGUCGGUUGGAAACGGAACUCUGCACGCUUCUCUUGUUAUCUUUGA